Molecule: messenger RNA, 695 nt
Organism: Dermacentor silvarum
Lineage: Eukaryota; Metazoa; Arthropoda; Arachnida; Ixodida; Ixodidae
Exons: 6
Coding region: 267-656 (129 amino acids)
Source: RefSeq, a predicted model, not a curated record
ACCGCAACUGCUGCGUGCGCCCAGCAGAAGCAAGACUGCGUCGCCGGUCGUCUGCCUCCCGGGAAUACGCGUCGUCGCCUUCUGGAACUCGUGGUCUUCGCGCCUGUCUAUACUAGAGGACAAAUUCCGCGUUCACUGUUGAGGCUCUUGACGUCACGUGAUCUCCACAGUGACGUACUGAAGUCCGCAGUGACGUAACUCUCUCGCCAGGUCGUCGGGUUUACGCGGCGACCUCACGACGACGAUCUUAACCCGACCUAACCAGGAUGACGGGCAGGCCAACGUCGCCUCCGGAAUGCGGCAACCUUCUGUUCCAUUGGAUUUACCUCUGGACGUUCCUGGUCGUCGUGGUACUCCAACCGGCAAGCGCUGGGCUCUGUUCAGUUGGAGAAGCCUUAAUGUCGUGUAACAGAAAGUUUCUGCGGCCAAAGGGUGAUAAUGAGGUGUUUAUGAAGGCAAUCACGGCUUGCCUGGAAAAGGAGAAGUUAGACCUUACGAAGAUAAACCUGCCAUGCUUCCAGCCGAAACAGGUGGACACCCUAGUGAAGUGCAGGUGUGAGGCUUACGUCCAAGCUGCGGGAAAGAAGUCCAGUGCGGAUGCAAAGAAAAAGACCGUCGACUUCAAGAAAUGCGUGGACAAAGCAGUCAAAAGUUGAAGGCUCUCUACUAGAAAUAAAAGACUACUAAACAACAAA